AUGUUCAGCAGAAACAACGACGUCGGCAACCGCCAGGAACCGUAUCCUGUUCGGGACCCCGUUACAGGUUUCGCAGGACUAACCACGAGUUUUUUUCAGACCUGGCGCGUCGGGGGUUAUGGCAGCAGCGCAGAAGACGUAUAUCGAGUGACAAUCCACGCACUUUUGUGGGACCGAAGCAAGCAGCCAUUGCUAUUCUUCGAUGGUUGCUUCAACACGAAGGCUGGCUGGAUGCUUUUGGAAACUGUGUACUUUGUUUCGGAAGAAGGCGUUUGGGAUCGACUCCGCAGCGGCGCCGACCUCGAAAUCCCAACAUCCGACUUUAUAUUUAUAGUUUGGGCAAGCAUAAUUAAAAAGCUCCACCUAAGGGUUAGUAAAAUGGUUAUUUACAACGUGGCCUUUGUCCACAUUACGAACCUUUCCGUCCACCGAUUGUGCCGGGUGUUUGCAAACCUGAUAAACUCCGGUUUCGGCCACGUUUACCGUCCAAUCGCAUCGGUGCAGGAUAGGAUUAACCCGCGGCAGGGACUGGGAAUCGUCGGUUUCGAGGAUUUUUUCAGCUUGACGCCAUGCCAAAUUAUUCUGCUCGGCAUAAUUAAACACCAGGCUGUAUUUAGGGAUCGUACGCCGGUUAGGGUCGGUUGGCAUUAUAAGCGUGGUGGGCAGGCUGGGCCAGAGUGGGACACAGCUAUCGUGGUGCGCAUGGGUUCCUAUUUCAGGAGGUUUUCGAACUCGCUUUUCGCCAUCCUUCCAACCAAUUUAUAA
Messenger RNA from Pyricularia pennisetigena, 765 nucleotides. RefSeq lists its product as uncharacterized. The record is from RefSeq and is a predicted model, not a curated record. The transcript is spliced from 2 exons. Bases 1 to 765 code for a protein of 254 amino acids. Lineage: Eukaryota; Fungi; Ascomycota; Sordariomycetes; Magnaporthales; Pyriculariaceae.